ACUCAAAUACUUGCUUUAAUCUGAUUACAAUUCAUGUGAUGCUGUUUCUUGGUUGUUACUGAAUAGAUCGGUACUCAUUACAUAUAAAUUGUGGUGGAAAGGCAACCACCAUUGGACGAAUUAACUUUGAAGGGGAUCCAGACCUAGGAGGUGCAGCAAAGUUUGUUCCUGUGAGACCUAUCUGGGAUGUCAGUACUACUGGACAUUUCUGGGAUGUUACCAACCCCACCUCGAGUGACUACAUAGCAAAAAAUGCAUCCACACUUGGAAUGAACAACUCUGAGUUGUACACAAGUGCACGCCUAUCUCCUCUUUCUCUCACAUAUUAUGCACGCUGUUUCGGAAAUGGAAACUAUACUGUGACACUUCGCUUUUCGGAGAUAAUAAUCCGAGGCAAUAGAUCUUUUUACAGUCUUGGGAGACGGAUGUUUGAUGUCUAUAUUCAGGAGAAACUGGUGUGGAAGGAUUUUGACAUUGAAAAGGAAGCACAAGGGGUUGAUAAGGAAGUCAUUAGGUAUUUUAAUGCAGUUGAGGUUAAGAACAAAACUUUAGAGAUCCGAUUUCAUUGGUCCGGGAAAGGGACAACAACUUGUCCAAAGAUAGGAACAUAUGGUCCUCUUAUAUCAGCUAUCUCUCUAGAGUCUGAGUUCACGCCUCCUCAUGAUAAGAAAAGCAAGGUACCUAUUGUGGUGGGAGCUUCAGUUUUGUGCCUCAUUUUCUUGAUUUUAGGCAUUCUUUGGUGGAAAGGCUGUCUUGAUAGCAAGACAUCAAGGGAAAAAGCUCUUAGAGAACUGGAUCUGCAAACUGGAUUUUUCACCUUCAGGCAAAUUAAAGCUGCCACUAACAACUUUGAUCUUAAAAACAAAAUUGGGGAAGGCGGUUUUGGGUCUGUCUACAAGGGUAUAUUAUUGGAUGGUACUAUAAUUGCAGUUAAGCAACUAUCAUCCAAAUCAAAGCAAGGAAAUCGGGAAUUUGUGACCGAAAUAGGCAUGAUUUCUGGUUUACAACAUCCAAAUCUUGUUAGAUUGUAUGGAUGCUGUAUUGAAUCAAACCAGUUACUGUUGGUUUAUGAAUACAUGGAAAACAACAGCCUUGCACGUGCUUUGUUCGUUCCGGAGGAAAGUCCUUUAAAAUUGGACUGGCCUACAAGGCAGAAAAUAUGCAUAGGCAUAGCAAGAGGUCUGGCUUUUUUGCAUGAGGAAUCAGCACUGAAGAUUGUACAUAGAGACAUUAAAACUACAAAUAUAUUACUAGACCGAGACCUUAACUCCAAGAUCUCGGACUUCGGGUUGGCCAAGCUUGACGAAGAGGAGAACACCCACAUUAGCACUAGAGUUGCUGGAACUAUAGGAUAUAUGGCGCCAGAAUAUGCACAAUGGGGUUAUUUGACCGCCAAAGCAGACGUCUACAGCUUUGGUGUUGUUACAUUGGAAAUUGUUGCUGGAAAGAGCAACAUGAAAUAUCGACCAAAUGAGAACUUUGUAUGCCUUGUGGAUUGGGCUCUUGUUUUACAACAAAAAGGGGAAUUAUUGGAGCUGGUGGAUCCCAGAUUGGGGUCCGAUGUCAGUGAGGAAGAGGCCAUUAGGAUGAUUAAAGUUGCUCUCUUAUGCAUCAAUGCAGCACCAGCGCUUAGGCCUACCAUGUCUGCAGUAGUGAGUGUGCUUGAAGGGCGUACGGCUGUUCAUGAAUUGGUCACGGAUCCAAGUACUUACAGUGAUGGACUGAGGCUAACAGCCUUGACAAACCAGUUUGAUCACAAUUCAUCACAGAAUCAAAGUCAAACUCAGAGCCUUAUUCCUUCAUCAUCAGAUGCACCAUGGAUUGGUUCUUCUGCUACUACUACAUCUUCUGAUCUCUAUAAAAUCAAUCCAAGUACUUACGGUGAUGAACUGAUGCUAACAGCCUUGACAAACCAGUUUGAUGACAAUUCAUCACAGAACCCAAGUGAAACUCAGAGCCUUAUUCCUUCAUCAUCAGAUGCACCGGGGAUUGGUUCUUCUGCUACUACUACGUCUUCUGAUCUCUAUAAAAUCAAUCCCAGUACUAGUUCUUGCUAAUGUAAAUGCUAGGACUCAAGAUUU
Molecule: messenger RNA, 2081 nt
Organism: Prunus avium (sweet cherry)
Lineage: Eukaryota; Viridiplantae; Streptophyta; Magnoliopsida; Rosales; Rosaceae
Source: RefSeq, a predicted model, not a curated record